GAAUUUUACAAGAAACUGAAAUUUUGAUUCAAAUAUAUUUUGAAUUGAAACCAGAGAUGUACUAGAGUUUAGAUUCUUUCAUUUGAUUAAGGUAUGAUCUGAAUAUGCGUUGCUUGGCAGCUCGGGUCAACUAUAAGACUUUGAUUAUCAUCUGCGCACUCUUCACUCUGGUCACAGUACUUUUGUGGAAUAAGUGUUCCAGUGACAAAGCGAUCCAAUUUCCACGGCACUUGAGUAGUGGCUUCAGAGUGGAUGGAUUAGAAAAAAGACCAGCAGCGUCUGAGAGUAACAACUAUGUGAACCACAUGGCCAAACAACAGUCUGAGGAGGCAUUCCCUCAGGAACAGCAGAAAGCACCCCCUGUUGUUGGGGGAAGCAAGGUGUUAGGGCUCAAAUAUGAAGAAAUUGACUGUCUCAUAAAUGAUGAACACACAAUUAAAGGGAGACGAGAGGGGAAUGAAGUCUUUCUUCCAUUCACUUGGGUAGAGAAAUAUUUUGAUGUUUACGGAAAGGUGGUUCAGUAUGAUGGCUAUGAUCGGUUUGAAUUCUCUCAUAGCUAUUCCAAAGUUUAUGCACAGAGAGCCCCUUAUCAUCCUGACGGUGUCUUUAUGUCCUUUGAAGGCUACAAUGUGGAAGUCAGAGACAGAGUCAAGUGCAUAAGUGGGGUUGAAGGUGUGCCAUUAUCUACGCAAUGGGGACCUCAAGGCUAUUUCUACCCAAUCCAGAUUGCACAGUAUGGGUUAAGUCAUUACAGCAAGAAUCUAACUGAGAAACCUCCUCACAUAGAGGUAUAUGAAACAGCAGAAGACAGGGACAAAAACAGCAAGCCUAAUGACUGGACUGUGCCUAAGGGUUGCUUUAUGGCUAGUGUGGCUGAGAAGUCAAGAUUCACCAACGUUAAACAGUUUAUGGCUCCAGAGACCAGUGAAGGUGUGUCCUUACAACUGGGAAACACAAAAGAUUUUAUUAUUUCAUUUGACCUCAAGUUCUUGACAAAUGGGAGUGUGUCUGUGGUUCUAGAGACCACAGAAAAGAAUCAGCUCUUCACUGUACAUUACAUCUCAAAUGCCCAGCUAAUUGCUUUUAAAGAAAGAGACAUAUACUAUGGUAUUGGGCCCAGAACUUCUUGGAGCACGGUUACCAGGGACCUGGUCACUGACCUCAGGAAAGGAGUGGGUCUUUCCAACACAAAAGCUGUCAAGCCAACCAAAAUCAUGCCCAAGAAGGUGGUUAGGUUGAUUGCAAAAGGGAAGGGAUUCCUUGACAACAUUACUAUCUCAACCACAGCCCACAUGGCUGCAUUCUUCGCCGCUAGUGAUUGGCUGGUAAGGAACCAGGAUGAGAAAGGUGGCUGGCCAAUUAUGGUGACCCGUAAGUUAGGGGAAGGGUUCAAGUCUUUAGAGCCAGGGUGGUACUCUGCCAUGGCCCAAGGGCAAGCCAUUUCUACAUUGGUCAGGGCCUAUCUCUUAACAAAAGACCAUAUAUUCCUCAAUUCAGCUUUAAGGGCAACAGCCCCUUACAAGUUUCUGUCUGAGCAGCAUGGAGUUAAAGCUGUGUUUAUGAAUAAACAUGACUGGUAUGAAGAAUAUCCAACCACACCUAGCUCUUUUGUUUUAAAUGGCUUUAUGUAUUCCUUAAUUGGGCUGUAUGACUUAAAAGAAACCGCAGGGGAAAAACUCGGGAAAGAAGCGAGGUCCUUGUAUGAGCGUGGCAUGGAAUCUCUUAAAGCCAUGCUGCCCUUGUACGACACCGGCUCAGGAACCAUCUAUGACCUACGCCACUUCAUGCUCGGCAUCGCUCCUAACCUGGCCCGCUGGGACUAUCACACCACCCACAUCAACCAGCUGCAGCUACUCAGUACCAUUGAUGAGUCCCCAAUCUUCAAGGAAUUUGUCAAGAGGUGGAAAAGCUACCUUAAAGGCAGCAGGGCAAAGCACAACUAGAGCUCACAACCAAAAUCAUACUCCAGCCUCUGCUGUAUACUGAAACCACAGGCUCUGUCAGCAGAGCAUGGGCACAUUUCAAAAGGUUGUAUACUAGGUUUUUGUGGGUUAUAUCAAAGUGAUAAGUGAUCCUUAAAACCAGUCUUCUGAAAUAAUUGCAUUCCAUGGGUUGGGUGUUUAGAGAUGUAGGUGGCAUUUAAAAUAGAACGUGUCUAGUCAAUGGGCUGAACAAAGAUGUUUAACUUUGCCUUGCCCAUCACCGUGUACAGUUCCACAGAUAGCCCAGUCACUCUCGGUUUGGAAAAGAUAAUGGCAAGUAGUUAUUACUGGCCAAGUGUCUAGCACUUAUCUGAAAACUUAGUAUGGGGCUCUUUUUAAAUGUGGUUAUUUAUGUCGAAAGCAGACUUUGGAAAAAAUGAUGUGCUGUAAUACAGUAAAUAUGUACUUGUAGCCUGGAUAGUGGACUGUGUUCACCUUUUUACAAAGAUGUUUCUUUUCUAUUGGUUAACUUUUGGGGAGCAAAUGAGCAUUUGCUGCAUUUGUUCAAUUUGUUAUAUAUGGAGAAUAUUUUGAAUUAUAGUUUUCUCGAAGUGUGUAAAUUAAAAACACAACCAGUGUUCAGGCUUCACAGUUAUAUAAUGUAAGCACAACUAAAAUGUAACUUGUUGACUGCACAAGAAAUUACAAAAAUGUUAUGUGUUUUGAAACUUGAUCUACAAUCAGUAAAAGUUUGAUAAUCAGUCUGUCUCUUCCCCACCUCCAUUGCGAUAGUUUCCUUUUCUCACUAUCUAGAAUUUUGUAUUUUAUUUCAGACUACACUUGAGAGUUUUGUACAUUUUGCAGGGGGACAUUUUUGGGACAUUAUUUGGGAAAUUUAUUAAAAACCUAAAUUUGGAAAGGAGCUAGUAAUUUUAAGGCCACCACCACUUCCUUUUAGGAUUUUUUCCCCCCUUUAAGGAAAAUUACUCGGUCAAAUAUUACAUACAAGAAUCAUAGCAGAUUUUUUUUCCCUACCCAGAUCACUCUUAAUCAUCAGCUUCCCAGACCAUUGAUUCUGUAUGUCAUUGUUUUUCCUUUGAAAUUUGAUUUCAAAUUAUUCCAGCUGUUAGACAGAAGAGAUGCUACUGCAUUUGCUGUAUGUGUGUAAUUAGAUCUUUAUUUCGGUUAUAUAUCUUACCAUACCUCACAUAAAUAGAUUUCGGAGCCCUCAUACCAUGGGCAGUGUCUGCUUGGAGCUCCAGGCAUUAGUUGAAAACCCAGGCGUUAGGUUAAAACCCAGUGGUGUUUAUUUUGCUCUGACUUUUGUUUUAGGGUAUGACAGUACACUAAGUCAGUACUAUAUCUUACACAGCUUGAAAAUAUGAGACCCCACACUUUCAGGGGACUAAGUCUGACAAACACAAUGCAGUUUAUCUGUGACCUAUAUCAAAUGCAGAUUUGAGAGCCAGGUAGGUUACCUACCUGCCCACUAUAUCUUAAUUGAAUUCAACCUACCAAGCACUACUUAGAAACUGGAAAAUACAUAUACAUAUAUGUGUAUAUAACAUACAUGUAAAAUACAUAUACGCAUGAAGGAGCAGAGGCAAAGAAGAUACAGAUAUACACGGAGGACGAUAUUAAGCUGGCCAUAGAAAAGUAAGCUUAAACUCCUAAUUUAUGUGGCCACAGCUCUUAAUUUUGCCAGUUGUGGGUUAUUAGGUUUUCACCUAGCUUUUGACCUUGGUAUGUCUUAGAUGUCUCAUCUAGAAUAUUUGGAAUUCCCUUAAUUUUUAUUUUCAAUGCCAAUGUUCAAAAUAAACUUUCUCCAAUCUGGCAAGCUAUUUUACUUCCUCGUAUUUGUUACUGUUUAGAGAAUGGUUCAGACUUCUGCUUUGUGUUUGCAUACUGGUCUUCAGAUUAGGAGAAUCAAUGAAAACAGUAUGGUACUGCUUCUGUGACAAAUAUCAGUGCCUUAACAAUGUGGCUUUCUUUUUCCACUGAAGAGGGAAAGACUUUUCGAUCUAGAAAUGGCAUUGCUAUUUCAUUGCUGUUUGUUUUACACUGCCUUUCACAUUGCAACAGCAACUGGAUUUGUCUUUUGAUCGCAAUUUUCUAAGAGGAUGAGUUGAACAUAUAGCAGCAUUGUCGGAACAGACCAGUGGUUCUCAAACUUUAGAACCACCUGGGAGCUUAUUGCAGUGCAGAUCCCAGAUACUAAGUAAAUCUGCCUGUGAAGUAUAACAGUCUGCAUUUUUAACAAGCACUCAGGUGAUUUUGAUGCAGUGAGCUGGGGGCAUACAUGGAGGAACACUGCCCGAGAUUAUCCAUUGCAUUUUUGCCUCUAAACAACUAGAAGGUUUUCUAGGGUUUUAAAUCAUGUAAAAUGUUUACUUAUUCUGAGCUUAGAGAGAAUGGGGAGGGUAUUUUAAGUUUUGUUUCUUUAAAUUUUUCUUUGUUUCAAGAUUAUUUUAGAUAUUAGGUUUUGGGGGGUUUUUUUUGCUUGUUUUUGUUUUCCCCCACCUUGAGUUUGCUUUGAUGUUGACUCUGUUGCCACUUCAGUUGUAAAACCAGCCAGAAGUUUCUGGAUGAAGGUCAAGUUUGACCCUUUAAGAGUUAUUGUACAUAAAGGCUUCAUCCAAGAACCAUCCAGUGUACGUGAGCAAAUGCAAAAACAACACACAAGCACAACUCUCCAGAUGUGGCGGUCCUUUUUCUUUUUCAGUGCAAACUUUCACUGAAAGCUGCUAUUUUCAUCCUUCUUGUAAUUGUUUUUCUUGUUUCUCUUCCAUUGUACAUGUGGGUUAUAUACCAUGUGUUAAAUAUGCAAUAAAGUGUUUACUGGAUGCCCUUCUGAAGGGUAGUCCUGUGUAAAGCUGUACAGACUUUGCAGUUUAAGCACAAUGUGCACAUGUUAGUUUUAUAUACAGCAAAACUUGAUUUUUUGCAGAUGGAAAGGUAUUUUGUUUCUAUACAAAGUAAAUGCAUUGUUUGUGCUUAAUGUAAAGCUGCUUUAUAAAAUUGUACAAUAAAGUUUUUAUCUUA
Propithecus coquereli (Coquerel's sifaka) is the source of this 4964-nucleotide messenger RNA. It is a transcript of the gene GLCE, whose product is annotated as glucuronic acid epimerase. Gene Ontology annotation, molecular function: heparosan-N-sulfate-glucuronate 5-epimerase activity. Gene Ontology annotation, biological process: heparan sulfate proteoglycan biosynthetic process. Gene Ontology annotation, cellular component: Golgi apparatus. Lineage: Eukaryota; Metazoa; Chordata; Mammalia; Primates; Indriidae. The record is from RefSeq and is a predicted model, not a curated record. Bases 105 to 1943 code for a protein of 612 amino acids. The transcript has 4 exons.